UCUGAAUCCGGAUCAGUGCGGUGCGCUCUAGGGUCCGGGUUUUCUUUUUCUCCCCUCCCAUCUAUUUCCUCCUCGCUUGCCACUAGUUUACCUUCACUUGUUCAGCCUUAACUCUGAGAGCAGGAGGAGGAGGAGGAUGGUAUAUGAUUGGCCAGGCGGGGACUGGUAGUCCGGAGGCUGGCAUUGUGCUCCGCGUUGAUACCCCGUGUUCUUGUUUACACCUUGCGGACCGGGGCCGAGACAAGACACCCAGGGGCCCCCAGAACAGCCAGUCUGCAGUGAACGCGGCCAUCUGACAGCAUCUCCCCGUGGGAGCCUACUUCUUUUACAUGGUCGCCAACCAAGUUACUCUUUUGCUCGGAAUCGGACUCCCUCUCGUCUAAAUUAACUUCUCCAUCCAGAGCAGCAAUGCGUCAAACUUUUUGGUGACUUUUUGUGGCACCUCUGCGCUCAGGGGUUCCAGUCAAGCAGGGUCCAGUUGCAGCUGGAAAUGAAAUCUACCAGGAAUCGUAGCGGCAGAUUGUUUAUUCAUACUCACAGGGUGUGAUAUCUAAGGACCUCUUCAAACUUUGAUCACGGGCGGAAAUUACACCCUUUCAAUCAUUCUCAGACAUUCACAAGCCGCGUGGUGAUGGAUGUGUUUUGAGCGUCGCCGGCUUCGAAAGUGAACUAUUUACUAAAACAACGACACCCAACAUCAGUUACUGUACUCAAUCUUGGCAUUUCACUCUUUCCUGAGAAAUCUUUCAAGGGGGUGGGGGGGGGGGGGGACUUUUGUUGGACAAGAGCCCUCUUCAGAAGCACCGCAGGUUACGCUGUGUGGGGAAAACCCCGGGACGUUUCGCAACGGCGUAGCCGGAAAAGAUGCUCUCUGUUCGGAUGCAGCGUGACCAAGGUAUCGGUCCUCUGGUUCUUCUCCUCGUUGUCGGGGGAUAUGUCGUCUCUGGCACUGAGAGCAGCGACUACAGCGAGGCAGUGGUUCUCCCUGACUCCUUCCCGUCAGCACCGGCAGAACCUCUCCCAGAAUUCCUGCUGGAACCGGAGGACGCUUUCAUCGUGAAGAACCGGCCGGUCCAGCUCCGGUGCCAGGCGUCUCCAGCCACCCAGAUCUACUUCAAAUGUAACGGAGAAUGGGUCAAUCAAAACGAUCACGUCACCAGAGAGAGCCUGGACCAGAUCACGGGUCUGGUGCUGCGGGAGGUGGACAUCUCGGUGUCAAGGACCCAGGUGGAGGAGCUUUUUGGGUUGGAGGACUACUGGUGUCAAUGUGUGGCCUGGAGCUCUGCUGGCACCACCAAAAGCAACCGUGCCUACGUUCGCAUUGCAUAUCUGAGGAAGAACUUUGAGCAGGAGCCGCUGGGGCGGGAGGUGCGACUUGAGCAGGAGGUGCUGCUGCAGUGUCGCCCCCCUGAAGGCAUGCCCGUUGCCGAGGUGGACUGGUUGAAGAACGAGGAUGCUAUAGAUCCAUCACAGGACUCCAACUUCCUGAUCACAAUCGAUCAUGAUCUGAUCAUCAAACAGGCCAGACUCUCAGACACCGCCAACUACACCUGCGUGGCUCGCAACGUGGUGGCCAAAAGACGCAGCAGCACGGCUACGCUUAUUGUUUAUGUGAGCGGAGGAUGGUCUUCAUGGACUGAAUGGUCAGAGUGCAAUGCUCGGUGUGGGCGGGGCUGGCAGCGACGAACACGCAGCUGCACCAAUCCCGCCCCUCUGAAUGGAGGAGCCUUCUGUGAGGGCCUUCCCUUCCAGAGAGUGACCUGCACCACACUGUGCCCAGUGGAUGGAGGCUGGACAGAAUGGGCAAAGUGGUCCGCCUGUGGGACAGAGUGCACCCACUGGCGCAGCCGCGAGUGCCAAGCCCCCCCACCUAGAAAUGGAGGAAAGCACUGCAGCGGCAGCAUGAUGGAGAGCAAAAACUGCACUGAGGGGUUGUGUGCGCGCAAUAAAAAGAUUUCUAUUGAACAUGCAAGCCAUCCGCUGGCCCCAGGUACGGGCGUCGCAGUUUACGCUGGUCUAGUGGGGGCCGUACUGCUGUGUGUGAUACUGGUGUUGUGCGUGGGUGUGCUUGCAUAUCGCCGCAGAUGCCGCCAUCUCCAUGGAGACAUCACCGAUUCCUCGUCUGCACUCACUGCCGCCUUCCACCCUGGCAACUACAAGCCUCCCAGACAGGAUAACACUCACCCUCUGCAUCCAUCAGCUCCUCCGGACCUUACAGCCACAGCGGGGGCUUUCCGCAGUCCGCUCUUCUCUCUGCAGCAGGGGGUCAAUGACAGCCCCCACAAAAUCCCCAUGACCACCUCUCCCCUGCUGGACCCAUUGCCAAGUCUCAAAAUCAAGGUGUAUAACGCCUCCACUCUCUCCUCCCUGGAGCUCCCCGCGGACAUGUGCCUAGGUGACGGGGAGAUCCUCAGCCUGAAGUCAGUGGGUACUAUGGGUAGAGAGCGAGACUACCACAGCCACACCUUGUCCAGAGAGCCUGGGCUCAGCACCAGCGCAACUCUGGGCAAUCUUGGAGGACGCCUUACCAUCCCCAACACAGGUGUGAGUCUGCUGGUCCCCCCUGGCACAAUCCCCCAGGGGAAAUUCUAUGAGAUGUACCUUAUUAUCAACAAGUGGGACAAAACGACGCUACCGUCUGAGGGCAGUCAGACUGUACUAAGUCCUGUGGUGAGCUGUGGCCCCUCCGGUAUGCUGCUGAAUCGUCCUGUGGUUCUCACAUUGCCCCAUUGUGCCCAGCUAGACACACCUACACCAGACUGGACCCUCACACUCAAGACACAGACGCACCAGGGGGCAUGGGAGGAGGUGCUGACUGUAGGAGAGGAGACUUUGUCGUCUCCGUGCUACCUGCAGCUGGAGGAGGAGUGUUGUCAUGUUCUAAUGGAGCAGCUGGGAACGUACGGCCUGGUGGGCCAGUCCUGCCCUCCACAGCCUGCCUGCAAACGCCUGCAGUUGGCACUGUUCGCCCCUCGAGCACCCUGCCUCUCCCUGGACUACAGCCUCCGAAUCUACUGCAUCCAUGACACCCCACAUGCAUUCAAGGAGGUGCUAGAUUUGGAGAGGAGUCUAGGUGGAGUUUUGCUGGAGGAUCCCAAGCCUCUGCUCUUCAAAGACAGCUACCACAACCUGCGCCUGUCCAUCCACGACAUUCCUCACACUCACUGGAGAAGCAAGCUACUGGCAAAGUAUCAGGAGAUCCCGUUCUACCACAUCUGGAGCGGCAGUCAGAGACCCCUGCACUGCACUUUCAGCCUGGAGAGAGGGAGCCUGGCUGUGUCCCAGCUCACCUGUAAGAUCUGUGUCCGACAGGUGGAAGGGGAGGGACAGAUAUUCCAGCUGCACACGGAUAUUCAGGAGACUCUACCCCCGCACUCGCCCCUCCCCUCAGGAGGCACCUGCCUGCCUUCCUCUCAAGUGGGACCCUAUGCCUUUCGCUUGCCUGACUCCAUCCGGCAGAAGAUCUGUGCCAGUUUGGAUGCGCCCAGUGCUCGAGGAUGUGACUGGAGACUACUGGCGCGCAGUCUGGGCUUUGACAGGUACUUGAACUACUUUGCAACAAAGCCCAGCCCUACAGGUGUUCUACUGGACUUAUGGGAAGCUUGUCACCAAGCUGAUGCAGACCUGGUCUCUCUGGCGACCGCGCUGGAAGAAAUGGGCAAAAGUGAGGUGCUAGUUGUCAUGACAACAGAUGGGGAUUGUUGAUUGGUCAAGGAACGAGAGCAAGCCAGACUUUUUUUUUUUUCUUCUCACCACGGUGAUGGAAAUAAGAAUACUUGCCUAUGAAUAUGCACACCCCGGUACAAUCAUUUUGGUUCCUUCUUAUGCACUGUAUUACCUCCACAUCAUAUUCCUUUUCUCUGACCCCUAAUCAACCACUGUAGCUGCAUAGCCACCAUAACGCAUUCCCAUGACAACUGCUAAUCAGAUUCAGCAUGAAUCCUCCAAGGCAACGUUGCAUCUGCAAGAUGGGAAACCAAUUUGAGGGUAGAAGGCGUAAAAUGGGUGUAAAGUCAUCUGUCAUAUGGGGUGUUGAUUGUCUUCUUCAAAGAUUUUAAAUAACACUAUUCUUGUAUAUAAAUAACAAAAGCUUUGGGACAAACAAAAGACAAAUCUUGUAGGCCAACACUCUAACAUGGACAAAACGUUAACACGGGAUUACCCAUGUUUCAGUAGCAGCAUGAAAGUGCAUGAUUUAACACCAUCUCACCUCAUGGCAGAGGCUUUUCUUUUCUCCAUUGUCAUUCUGUGUGUGUGCAGUGAAUGACAGGAUGCACCGGCAUGUCUGGAACCUCUUCAGGCUACAGACACUCCAACACAAACACAUACACACACACACACACACACACAGUCCAUCAGGUCAUUAACCGACUCUGAGUCAGGUAGGCUACAAUUUCUUGUCUAACUGCUUAGACUGUCGACAAAUCACGAGGUCUGAACCCUCAAUCUUUGAGGGCUUAAGCACGUCGUUUGUGCUGGAGAAAAAAAAGUGUGGUACGAUGGUGAAUUGUGAAGUUGAUUUAGGAAUUGGCAGAUAACCAGACCGACUGGCUCUUUAUAUUGUACCGACAAAUGCCUCAAAGCCUUGGCAUAUCAUUCCGGCUCAGAGGUGUUUCUCUUUCACCUGUCCUCGCAUUCUUCUAUCGCGCUGCCACACUCCUCCGAUCUGUUGAGAAUAAACUGCAGGAAAGCUUUCUGGUCAUCUCUUAAAGUUUCCUUUGGGGAACGCUCUUUAAGUUAUUAUCCAUAUUUGUGGAUUUUAUUUUUUUUCAUUUCUGUUACAAUCAUAUAGAACCUGUUCUAUCAUCUGUGCUUGUUUAGGCCGCUGUGUUUUAUUUUUGAUUCUAGUACAGCAGGCCAAAGGGGAGUUAGGUGCACAGGGGAUGUCUCAGAUUAUUUCUUAUUUUUAAUAUGGUGCAUCUAUUCAAAAUGUAAUCUGUAAAACAUUAUGAGAGGUGGUCGUAUGUCCAGGUGAACAUACUGUGUGCUGUAUUUCAUAGGCAUUUAUGCUUUGCUAUACCUGAGGGCAGAGAUUAAUUUUACAGAAUAGAUGAGCCUUGCCUUAAAUCAACUAGGCAGCAAGGGACCAUAAAAUGUACCUCAACACUAACUGCAUUAUGUUUCAAUCUAUUCUGUCCACCCCUUGUGUCCUGUCUAUUUAACGCCCUGUAACUCAUUAUGUCUCUCUCAAUUUGAUAACAAAUUGUUAACCUUUUUACUAAGCCGCCUUGCUUUGUGGUCAGGGUCCUCAAGCUUUUUGCAUUAUCAAUCUUGUACUGUCAGUUAUUGUAAGACGGGAAUUGAAAUGCUUUCAUCUGUAUCUUUUUCAUUAAGGUCUUUGUGUUAUUGAGUCUAUUUCACCCUCAAAGUAAAAAAAAAAAGUGUUCAUAUCAUUGAAACCACAAAAACCAAAACACAGGCAGUAUCCCUCUCACAGUGAGUCAUGUCACUGUUUUGUGUGAAUGAACUGAAAACACAAGUGGAUGUGCGCGGGAGUGUGUAUGUGUGGGCAGGUGGGUGUGCACGUACAGUACGUACACGCGUUUAAGAUCUGUCAUUUCUUUUUGUAAGUCCUAUGCAAGUACAAAAAAAAAGCGAAGCAUUUUGACUUCUUUUGUUUCCUGGAAGAGUAAUUCUAUUUUUUCAGAUCAGGGCAUUGACAGGGUUUUGCUUUUGUAUUCUAAAGUGGUUUAAGAGUGGUUUAACAUUUUUUGGUUAUGGUGGUAUCUGUGGGAAUUCUUCAUCUGGAUGGGAAGGAUUGGAUCCCUGACCAAGCAAGCUAGUAUUGAAAAAAGCACACGUAGGAGAACAACACAAAGUACGGGGCAAAAGCUGCCAAACAAGUUGCGACGAACAUCAUGAUCUCGUGCCCUGCAGGUCUUCGCCCAUAAGGAAAUAUCUGAACCUGACCGGUUCAGAACUUUGGAUCCCUGAACACUGCAGGACUAUUUUCUUUCCUCAAAUCUUGUUACAGAGACUGGCUAUCUGUAGACUAGUGUUUAUUCGUCCAGAUUUCUUGAGUAUCUGUUGAAACUUUGGCCGUAGCUCUGGACAAUUCAUGCUGGAGCUGGACUGGAUUCCUCCUUGCUCUCAUCAAAGAGAAAAAUUUAGCCUUUCUUCAAGAAGUCAGAACUUUUUACGAAAAAA
This is a messenger RNA of Etheostoma cragini (Arkansas darter), 6147 nucleotides long. RefSeq names its product unc-5 netrin receptor B (gene unc5b). Gene Ontology annotation, biological process: anterior/posterior axon guidance; netrin-activated signaling pathway. NCBI's taxonomy places the organism in Eukaryota, Metazoa, Chordata, Actinopteri, Perciformes, Percidae. Gene Ontology annotation, molecular function: protein binding; netrin receptor activity. The transcript is spliced from 17 exons. The record is from RefSeq and is a predicted model, not a curated record. Bases 865 to 3705 code for a protein of 946 amino acids. Gene Ontology annotation, cellular component: membrane.